ACUUCGUUGAUGACUCGUUGUGUUUCAAGCGUGUAGCCUGCCCGCGUGGCCCUAUAUAAGGAGGCGGUAUCUCCGUGUUCGUGCUAUAGUUUGUGAGAGAAAGCGUCGGUGCAGGGUCGUCUGGAUUUGUCUCUGCUGUGCAAGAACGAGACAAAGACAGGGAGCGAGAGAGAGCGCGAGAGAAAAAGAGAGAGAGAGGGCGCACGCGAAAGACGCACAGACAGCAAGCGAGAGAGGGCGCGCGCGAGAAAGAUACAAAGAGAGAGAGAGAAAGAGAAAUUGAGAAGGCGGACGCGGAAGGCAACGAGCUAACCCCCAACGAUGGCUGCACCGUUUGUGGACGUGUCAGUAUAUUUGUUAUUGUCCGUUCUUGUAAUACGGGCGACAGGAGUAGCAGCGACUGGAGAGGAAGAGAGAGCGAUCGACACGCUAUUCGGGCAAGGCCUGGGCGCCGAGAAACGCCUCGAAGACGCCUCACGACGACACACGGACAAGCGCGGCUGGAAUGAUGGCGCAACGUUCACCUAUGACGACAUCGUCCGAGAACUCCUGCGGCGCUCGGAGCGACUGUUUCUACCGAAAACGGAACAUUCGCGAUCAUGGCCAAGGGCUGUACGACGUCAAAGCUACUUUGAUAAUCUCGGUGGCAGUAAUCUAAUGGGAAAGCGCACCUUUGACAGCCUUGGUGGAAGCAAUUUGAUGAGAAAACGCACCUUUGAUAACCUUGGUGGGAGCAAUCUAAUUGGAAAACGCACCUUUGACAGCCUUGGUGGAAGCAAUUUGAUGAGAAAACGCACCUUUGAUAACCUUGGUGGGAGCAAUCUAAUUGGAAAACGCACCUUUGACAGCCUUGGUGGAAGCAAUUUGAUGAGAAAACGCACCUUUGAUAACCUUGGUGGGAGCAAUCUAAUUGGAAAACGCCCCUUUGACAGCCUUGGUGGAAGCAAUUUGAUGAGAAAACGCACCUUUGAUAACCUUGGUGGGAGCAAUCUAAUUGGGAAACGCACCUUUGACAGCCUUGGUGGAAGUAACAUCCUUGGAAAACGCACGUUUGACAGUCUUGGUGGUAGCAACAUAAUUGGAAAACGCACGUUUGACAGCCUUGGUGGUAGUAAUCUGUUAGAUGAAGACUUGAAAAAGAAAGCACAGGCCGAUGCAAAAUCACUGACGGCCUUCACCCGACACAAACACAGCUGUAGCUGCCAGGAUACCUGCCCGCACCGAACCAGCCUGUUUCAUGGCCUCCGCCAGAGCAGCCUGAGGACUGGCAGAACCAUACUCGACAUAGGGCCCCCGAAGAAGCAAGGUUUCCCAGACCAGCGUGAGAUCCAAAGAUAUCCCUCUUGGGAUAAUCAUAUGGGUUGCGAACAACAACGCGUAUCUCCAGCUGUACUUGUUAUGAGACACGAGUGGAGCGGAAAUAAAGGGUCAGCACCGCUCGUGCCAGAAGAAAAGGCAUUAAUUACCAAGAAAGAGUUUCCAGAUAUGAGACAUCAACACCUACAGCCGCACGGAGGCAGGACAGAGAUAGAGUGA
This is a messenger RNA of Priapulus caudatus, 1536 nucleotides long. RefSeq names its product feeding circuit activating peptides-like. The transcript has 6 exons. Bases 322 to 1536 code for a protein of 404 amino acids. Lineage: Eukaryota; Metazoa; Priapulida; Priapulimorpha; Priapulimorphida; Priapulidae. The record is from RefSeq and is a predicted model, not a curated record.